CCAACUAUCCUACAUUUACACCCACCCGUAUCAAUGAUGGCUGCUUUCGGAGUUCAUUUCGGAACAACUUCUGCGUGUCUUGCAGUUUACAAGGAUGGAAAAACAGAUGUGGUAGCCAAUGAUCUAGGAGACCGGACAACACCAUGUGUGGUGGCUUACACAGAGCAUGAUCAGGCUGUUGGUGUAGCAGCAAAACAAGGGAGCAUCAGAAAUACACAGAAUACAAUAGGUUAUGUGAAGUGUGUGUUGGGAAGAUCAUGGGAAGAUCCAGUCACUCAGGAAUAUAUCAAAAAAUCACCAGUAAAGAUAGAAAAUAAGGAUGGAAACCUGUUGUAUGUUGUGGAUUUCAGAGGAGAAAUUAUAAGUGCAACUCCUACGGAUGUAGCAACAGCUAUUUACAAACAGAUGAAAGAGACAGCCAGUAGUCACGGAGAUGGAGAUAUCCACGACUCAGUUCUUGCUGUGCCAUCUCAAUUUUCUGCAGAGCAACGGAAAGCAUUUGGCGAAUGUGCUUCUCGAGCAGGUUUUAGUGUGCUGAGGACAAUCAAUGAAUCCGUAGCAGCAUUACUGGCAUAUGACCUAGGUCAAAUAGACAACACACUUCAAUGUAUUGUUCUAAUUUGUCGCCUUGGUGGAGAUUCAACAGAUAUAUCUGUCGUACGUCUACAAGGUGGUCUCUACAAGAUUUUGGGCAGUACCAGCUGUCAAGAAGUGGCAGGAAGCAAGUUCACAAAUAUUUUGGCAGAUUUCUUGGCUAAGGAAUUUUACAAAAAAUACAAGUUGGAUGUCAAAGAAAGCCGGAGGUCAUUAAACAAACUAAGAAUGGCCACAGAGGUCUGCAAGCAUACUUUGUCCACAUUGGAAAAUGCCCAAGUCUCAAUCGAUUCACUACAUGAAGGGGUAGACUUCCAUAGCAGUGUAUCUAGGGCCAGGUUUGAGAGCUUGUGUGGCUGUCUUGUACAAAGGUGCACAGCACUCAUUGAUGAAGUAUGUGCCAAAUCCUGUGUCAAUUCAUCAGAUAUUGAUAAGGUCAUUGUUUGUGGAGGUGGUGCAAAACCUCCAAUAGUACAAAAAGCAAUCUCAGAUUAUCUUAAGAAUGCAGAGAUAUUAAACACUAUUCCACCAGAUGAAGUGAUUGCAAUUGGAGCAGCUAAACAGGCAGCCAUUUUAACAGGUGCCAAGGAAAGUGAAAUCCUGAAUGGUGAAAAUGAAAUAGAAUGUCUUUCAAAGACCAUUUGCAUAAAAGGUUUGGAUAUCAACAAAGAUUGUAUAUUAUAUCCAAUAUUCCAAGAGAUGACCCCCUUUCCAGCACGAAGACAAGAAGUAAUGAAUUUAUGUCCCAAUCAAACUUGUAUGGAGAUGGAUAUAUGUGAAUGCACUGAUAUUGACAAUCCAGAUACUGCAAAGUGCUUAGCAAAGAUUGUGAUGAGAGACUUGCCAGAAAAGGGAUGUGUAUCGACUACAUUUCACUUAAGAAGGGAGGGAUCAUUACACAUAACAUGUCGAGAGGAAACUUCACAAAAGGUGGAGCAAGUGACAGUAGAUAUUUGCAGCUACUAAAGCUAUAGGAACACAACUAUGCAAGUGCAUGGAUGCCUUUCAGUCCAGAUGUCUGCAAAAUUGCUCUUUAUAUUGACAGUAUCAGUCAUUAUUCAUACUUCAAUUUCUGUCAUUGUUAAAACAACUUUCUUUGAAAUUGUAUUGAAAUGGUUUUUUAACUAAUUUGAUUCAGUACAUUAAAAUUAUAAUUAUAUUGAUGGAUACCCACUUAGUGUGAAUAAAGGUGACUGUCUUCUAA
This is a messenger RNA of Ostrea edulis (European flat oyster), 1798 nucleotides long. Its product is annotated as heat shock 70 kDa protein 14-like. Gene Ontology annotation, molecular function: ATP hydrolysis activity; heat shock protein binding; ATP-dependent protein folding chaperone. The transcript has 14 exons. NCBI's taxonomy places the organism in Eukaryota, Metazoa, Mollusca, Bivalvia, Ostreida, Ostreidae. Bases 34 to 1560 code for a protein of 508 amino acids. The record is from RefSeq and is a predicted model, not a curated record. Gene Ontology annotation, cellular component: cytoplasm; ribosome. Gene Ontology annotation, biological process: protein refolding; cellular response to unfolded protein.